AUGACUUACAUAAGGUUAGCUUUCGUCGCACUUACGUGUGCUGUUCUCAGACAUGCCCGCGCACAGACACCAGAGACUUUUAGGGAACGCAUGUACCACAGGCUCAGCAACAAUGCACCGUGUUGGACUUUAUUGGACCAACACGGGGAAGUGGGAUGUAGAAGCCAGGAUAUGAGCGGUGUUAGUGCUGUUGUUAGGUAUAUAAGAGAUGAUGAAGAUGUGAAUAACUACAUGGGGGAGUGCGCUAUAUAUGACGGUGUAGGGAGAUGUAGAGGAGAGUAUGCAGUUGUUUUGGAGUCGUCGUUGAUUUUCGCCGACACAUUUAGCGACAUGGUCGAUUGUCCGUGUACUAGUAGUUUGCAUGUCUUGCAUCCACAAACACUGAUUAACAAGACGAAUACCGAUGGCGAUGUAACCGAAACGAACCAGGCAGCAAAUAACAGUGAAGCUGACGGCAGUAGAGCAAACAAUCAGCAGGAGGAAGUUUCAGAAUUCCCAGAACACACCCACCCCGGAUUUUCUCCCGCCGAAAAGUCGCCCAAUGCCAUAUAUGGGCUGUAUCACGACAAGCCUGACAAACAGGUCUUGUGGAAUGCAGGCGGUGGCGCACAGGAACGGACGAUGCUGAACAAACCGAUAACACUUGUGACGAAUGGUGAUGAUAUCACGUAUCUGAGAAAACAUGCCCGGAAUGGCAGGGAAGUGAACAAGCUCAGUCUGCUGAACAACAGUGUCAUACAUGACACAUGUGAUGCGGACGCGAUUAAGUACUUGCCAGAAGCCAUAUCCCACAGUUCUCUGGACUUUUCACACAAACAGGUAGUAAUCCACUCCUGUAUUGACUUCCAGGCAGUGAGAUGA
This is a messenger RNA of Sphaeroforma arctica JP610, 861 nucleotides long. RefSeq lists its product as hypothetical. Gene Ontology annotation, biological process: protein processing. The coding region runs from base 1 to 861 and encodes 286 amino acids. Gene Ontology annotation, cellular component: membrane. Lineage: Eukaryota; Ichthyosporea; Ichthyophonida. The transcript is spliced from 3 exons. The record is from RefSeq and is a predicted model, not a curated record.